Alternaria triticimaculans is the source of this 585-nucleotide messenger RNA. RefSeq lists its product as uncharacterized. Gene Ontology annotation, cellular component: nucleus; cytoplasm. The transcript has a single exon. Gene Ontology annotation, molecular function: protein binding. The record is from RefSeq and is a predicted model, not a curated record. The coding region runs from base 1 to 585 and encodes 194 amino acids. NCBI's taxonomy places the organism in Eukaryota, Fungi, Ascomycota, Dothideomycetes, Pleosporales, Pleosporaceae.
AUGACUUGCUUAACGUACGCGAUUGGUCUGGGUUCGUUGAAGACUGUUCAGAAGCUGCAUCAAGUGGGCGCGAACAUAUCAUUACCAGCCGAAUGGGAAAUACCGCGAACACCAUUGCAGGCUGCGGCGCAAGCUGGAAGCGUAAAUAUCGUAAAGUACCUUUUGGGACAAGGUGUUAAUCCAAAUGAGGCUCCGGCAAAAAGAGCUGGAGGAACAGCACUGCAACUAGCAGCAGCCAAGGGGCACGUCGGCAUCGCAGCAGCUCUUCUUGAUGCAAAUGCCGAAAUCAACGCGAAGCCAGCCAUGUUGGACGGCAGAACCGCCUUCGAAGGUGCUACUGAGCAUGGACGUAUCGAGAUGAUGCUGUUCCUGUUCCAUCGUGGCGCCAAUCUCCUUGCAGACGAGAGCAGACAGUACCGACGUGCUGUCCAGUUCGCCGAAGACAAUCUACAGCACGCUGCAAAAGAGCUCGCCGACGAAUUACAUGCGAAAGCAAUGGCAAGUGUUGGAACAAGCUACAUCGGUAUGGGUGAAUGUGGUUGGACUGGAUUCGACAUGGACGACUUUACAGAGUUCCUUCCUUGA